Lampris incognitus (smalleye Pacific opah) is the source of this 1365-nucleotide messenger RNA. Its product is annotated as rho-related GTP-binding protein RhoQ-like. The record is from RefSeq and is a predicted model, not a curated record. Gene Ontology annotation, biological process: cortical actin cytoskeleton organization; small GTPase-mediated signal transduction. Gene Ontology annotation, molecular function: GTP binding; GTPase activity. Lineage: Eukaryota; Metazoa; Chordata; Actinopteri; Lampriformes; Lampridae.
AGGAGGGGGUGGGAGUGUAAUUCCCCAUUCGGUUAUCGGUGCGUCGCGCAGUCGGACUCCGGCGCUGCUGGUGAUGCCUGCGGUUCGGGAGUCGCCGCGCGGCUGCAGGAAAACAGGGCGUCGGGGGAUGAUGUACCGUCGGCACCAUGGCAAACGGAACCGGCACUAUUAUGCUGAAGUGCGUCGUGGUGGGAGACGGCGCGGUGGGCAAAACCUGUCUCCUGAUGAGCUACGCCAACGACGCCUUCCCCGAGGAGUACGUCCCCACGGUGUUUGACCAUUACGCAGUGAGCGUCAACUUGGCGGGAAGCAGACUUGCUGGACUGUAUGACACAGCUGGGCAGGAGGACUAUGACCGGUUACGGCCAUUGUCUUACCCAAUGACCGAUGUCUUCCUCAUCUGCUUCUCGGUGGUCAACCCGGCCAGUUUCCAGAACGUACGAGAGGAGUGGGUCCCGGAAUUGCAGGAGUACGCACCCAGUGUCCCUUACUUGCUCAUUGGCACGCAGAUUGACCUUCGCGAUGACCCCAAGACCAUCGCCAAACUGAAUGACAUGAAGGAGAAGCCCAUAGCCACUGAGCAGGGACAAAAACUGGCAAAGGAGAUCGGCGCAUGUUGCUACGUGGAGUGCUCGGCCCUGACUCAGAAGGGCCUGAAGACGGUGUUCGAUGAAGCCAUCAUCGCCAUCCUGACUCCCAAGAGAAAGAAGGGAGCUCUGAAGAGACGACUGGGACCCCGCUGCAUUAACUGCUGCCUCAUUACGUGAUACACACACACGCACACACACACACACACACACACACACACAUAGAGGAAAACACUCAACGAUUCACAACCCAAACCUGGAAGGAGGGCGAAAGACAAAGGGGAUAAUAACGCGUGCGGAGGAGGAGUGACGGAUGGAGAAACACUGUUGGACCUGGAAGGGCAGCAGCUGCUGUUAAAGCUGCAGCGCUCUUAAAGAGGCCCUAACUCUCCUCGCUCUCCGGCACCGGGGUUUAGGACGCAGUUUACAACCAAAGGAGCACAAAACCCAAAUCAAUCUCUUCUGAAAGACUUUCUUUGCAGCAAAAAAAAAAAAAAAGUACCUUCUUUUAUAACCAUUUUUUUUUUAAAUAUAUAUUUUUUUUCUUCCCUGUAUGAAAUUAUUGCAAGCUAGCAUUGAGAAACAGAGAAUGGACCUUUCAACUUUUAAGCGUUUAAAUGUUGGCCCGAUGAUCUCAGAUGUUAGUGUGCCACCACUGGCGGCCUUCCACACCGGAGGGCCCAGACCCUGUUGCGACGCCUGCGAAGGGCCGACGUGUGGAGCCGCUGCAGUGACCUCGCACUGUGGCGAGAUGGGAGGACUCACGAGACACUGUGAC